AAGGGAUGACACUGUGGCUUUAAUAAUGGCACCGACGUCUAAAGGCUUCCUUCCAAACUUGGCGUUUGGACUUUUGCAGAAGUGACGGGACCGGUGGUUGUAAUUUGAGAGGGAGGGGAGAGAGAGAAAGAAAGAGAGAGAUCCUACGGCCAAAAGCCAAGAUCCCGCGUUACCACCACCAAUCCAGAUGUAGCAGCAAAAGGGUAGCAAACCAAGCGGCUUCAGGCAGGUCUAGCUACAAAAUCUCUCUCUCUCUCUCUCUCCUUUUGCUCGCACGUUUCUUUACUUGGAAGGCAGAGUGGAGGGAGGAGGAAAAACGUGCUGGAGGUGCAUGGGGAACUUGGAGGGAAAGAAAUAAAAAAACAACUCCUCCCUAGGGCUCGCUCGCUCGCUCUCUCCCCGCGCACACAACUUCCCACCUCCAGGACUAGAGACGAUCUCGUGGGUGACUCGAGAGAUCUUUUUCAGGAGAAGCCAAACUGCGAGCCCCAAUGAAACCCCGCGCGGAGGGCGAGAGGACUUGAUCUUCCGCGCUCCGCCGCCGCCGUCUGCCUUCGCCCGCCGUCGGGGAGCCGCUUCUCUUUCUUUCCCCUUGGCCGGGAUGGGGCUGUCCCUGGGGCUUCGCCUGGUGGGGCUGCUGGGCUGCUUGGGCAGCGUGUGCCGCGGCUACUUCGACGGGCCGCUGUACCCGGAGAUGUCCAACGGGACGCUGCACCACUACUUCGUGCCCGACGGCGACUACGAGGAGAACGACGACCCGGAGAAGUGCCAGCUGCUCUUCAGGGUGAGCGAGCGGCGGCGCUGCUGGGCGACCGAGGAGGAGCAGCGGGCGGCGGCGGCGGCGGCGGCCCCCGGCCUGACCCUGCGCGAGGAGUUCACCGUCCUGGGCCGGCAGGUGGAGGACGCGGCGCGGGUGCUCGAGGGCAUCCGCAAGAGCAUCUCGUACGACCUGGACGGCGAGGAGAGCUACGGCAAGUACCUGCGCCGCGAGGCCACGCAGAUCGGCGACGCCUACGCCAACUCGGACAAGUCCCUGGGCGAGCUGGAAAACAAGUUCCGGCAGGGCCAGGAGCACGAGAGCCGCGAGGGGAGCCGCCUCAGCGAGGACUUCGCCGGCAUGCUCGUGCACGCGCGCGCCCUCCUCAAGGACACGCUGGCCGUCUCGGCGGGCCUCCGGGACAAGUACGAGCUGCUCGCGCUCACCGUGCGCAGCCACGGCACGCGCCUCAGCCGCCUCAAGACCGAGUACCUCAAAGGCUGAGGAGGACGAGGUCGCCGGCGACGCCUCCACUCGGGACCUUUCGCCGCCCCACAACAAACAGCUCGCCAAGGCGCGGAAACCCUCCGCGCGCGUAAUUUGCGCGCCUUCCCUUCUGCUAUUCGAAACAGCGGCUGUGAUUUGUCAGUCAUAUAAUCCUUCCCGCGUAGCACUUUGAAAGUGCAAAGGAACCCGGGAGGCUGUGGUUCUCCUCAGGGGACAGGUUGUUGUGGGGCUAUAUUAAAGGACAGCAAGCUGGCAAUUAA
Molecule: messenger RNA, 1524 nt
Organism: Lacerta agilis (Sand lizard)
Lineage: Eukaryota; Metazoa; Chordata; Lepidosauria; Squamata; Lacertidae
Gene: FIBIN
Product: fin bud initiation factor homolog
Exons: 1
Coding region: 602-1261 (219 amino acids)
Source: RefSeq, a predicted model, not a curated record